This is a messenger RNA of Somion occarium, 2482 nucleotides long. The record is from the annotation of a GenBank genome assembly. Lineage: Eukaryota; Fungi; Basidiomycota; Agaricomycetes; Polyporales; Cerrenaceae.
AGGCCGGCAGUCCAGCUGAGCCAAAGCUGAGCCAAAGCUGAGCUGUGACCCGGCUUCACCAACCCUGCAUGCGUCUCUCAUACCCAGCUUCCUAGACUCUCUCAUAUCUCUGCCCUCAGCGGGCACCUUCUCUUUUCAUUUUCAUAACGACAACGACGACCCCACGAUCCAUCUCUUAUGUCUUCCACAACCUCGCCUUCUCCGACAUCCUCUGUCUCCGCUGCAGCUACAACAUCCGCCGCAGCCACUCUCAAAGCGCCCGGAAAUCUCAAAGUCGUCGGUAUUAUCCUCGCCAUUGUCAGUGGCGUUCUCAUCGGCAGCAGCUUUGUAUUCAAGAAGAAGGGCCUUUUGAGAUCUCAGGGUGUAGCAGGAGAAGGCGUUGCUUACCUCAAAUCGGCAUUAUGGUGGACAGGCAUGAUCAUGAUGAUUCUGGGGGAACUCUGUAAUUUUGCAGCGUAUGCCUUCGUGGAGGCCAUUGUCGUCACACCCAUGGGCGCGCUCUCUGUUGUCGUCUCCGCCAUUCUCUCUCAUUUCAUACUCAAAGAACAGCUCAGUUUCUUUGGAUGGCUGGGAUGCGGUCUCUGUAUCAUUGGAUCAGUCAUCAUUGCCCUCAACGGUCCUGAAGAAUCCUCCAUCGGACAAAUUAGAGAAUUCCAAAAACUUUUCCUCGCACCUGGUUUUCUGGUAUACGGCUCAAUACUGAUUGCAACGUCUCUCGUUAUUGCAAUCUACUUCGCGCCAAGGUAUGGCAAGAAGAGCAUGCUGUGGUAUAUUUCGGUUUGCAGCAUGAUCGGUGGUAUCAGUGUCAGCGUUACCACCGGCCUAGGCUCUGCCAUCGUCACAACCGCUAUGGGCGAUAAUCAGUUCAAAUAUUGGUUUAUAUACUUUCUAAUGGUAUUCAUCGCUGUAACACUAAUCACUGAGGUAUAUUAUCUGAACGUGGCGCUGGCGCUGUUCAAUACUGCCAUGGUGACACCCACCUACUACGUGAUAUUCACGUUCUUCUCCAUCCUUACUACCAUCGUUCUAUUCAAAGGACUCAAGGCGCCGGUGAAUCAAAUUAUCACCCUCGUCAUGGGCUUCAUCGUCAUCUGCUUCGGCAUCACCAUUCUUCAACUGUCCAAGGUCGACCCAACUGAAAUCAAGGCUCUCGACCGCAAGUCCACCAUCUUGCUGCAAGCGGCAAGGCGGAAUACAGAAGGCAUGGAUGAAAAGAGCCUGAUGGCUGUUGAAGACCCCGGCAUGGACACGCUCCGAGGCAGCUUCGGUACGAUUGGCAGUAUCAUGCGCGCAAAGAGUGCGAAGCGGAUGAGCAUGUCGUCUGCUCGUGCACCUUCCUCCAUCCGUUCUCGACGUGCGCGUGAUUCGGAUUUGGAACACCCCUUGCCGCCGAUACCUCAGCACUUGAGCGGCAUGAGCAAUUUCAGCGUUAGUAACACGGGAGGCGACGCGUUAUUCCCGGGAAUGAAGAGACAUCAGUUGUAUGACCCUCCAGUGCAGCAUCCCGGUGAUGCUGCGUUGGAGAGGAUGUCGACGACGAGUCACGCUAGCCAGAUGGGAUCGCCGAAAAAGCAGACCAUCAAGUUUGAUAGUCAGGAUAUGGUGCAUUCGUAUCGUAUGCCUGGGACAGGUGAUAACAGUGCAACGCAUUUACCCAGGAGUGCUCUUUCGCAGGCGUAUCCUUCGACCCCAUACACACCGGUAAUGUUUCAAUUGCACGUUCUAGUAGCGUUCAUACUUGCUAACGAAUAUGACAGCUCGAGGCUUCAGGUCCGGAGCUGACCAUGACGCCGUCGGAAGAAUUAGAUGAAGAAGCUGCGCUUCGCUCUGCACCUCCCAUGCUCGAUAGCGUAUACCGACCCCUCAGCAUAGAUCCGUUUGCUCCCCAGCCUCGUACUGCCACAAUGGGCAGCUUCCCAUCCAUCUCAUCCACUGCUCCCUCUUCAUCAACAGAAUCACCGACAUCGACACGUAGACUGAUUUCGUCGGGUCGUAGCAAAGCAAGCUCACCACCACACCAUCAUACCCUUUUUGGACGUUCAACAAGUGAACGUGAACGGCAUUACCCUAGAGGAGAUAAGGAGGAAGAUAAGGAGGAGAGUGAGAGUCUUUGGCAUCAUGGGGGAGAGGAGGAUGUGGAAUCCGUGCGUGACGUAGAAGCGAGGACUUCCAUUAGGCUGGUUCCUAAUUCCGGAAAUCGUAUAUGAGGAAUUCAGGAGGAUGUGUGUCUUUCUUUCAUUUGCCAAUAUUUCGGUCGAAGACUUCGCUCUCGAUUGUCUUGCUUUGCUUUUCUUUUUUUGUUGUACUUCGGCCCAUAUAUAUGUACCAUUCUGUCUCAGGUCUCUCUUCGUUUCGUAUUGGGGACACAUUGGACUAACUAGUAUUAGGCGAGAUUCCGUAUAUGUUCGUGCUGUAAUAUGACGUGUUUCAGAGAAUUUCUCGGAGUUCCUAAAAAGAAACAUAUGAUAGUUAUCGACUACAC